UUUGGUUCUGCACAGCCGUCUCUUUUCCUCUUCUUCGACGACUAGUAUAAGCAUGCAAAAGUCACCGUCGUGCGAAGAGCUUCCGUUCCUGGCGAUGGCCAAGUCCCUCGCCUCCUCGCUGCCGUCGCCGUCGCCGUCACCGACGCACCUGCACGCGUCCAUGGGCAUCCCGGUCGUCGACGUGGAGACCUUCUUCGGGUACUAUGUGCAGUACGACAUGGGCCUCACCUGCCCUGUCACGCACCGCGCUUGGCGCGUCGCCAAGCGCUACUCGGAGAUGCUCGCCUUCCGGUCGACGACGCUGGCCCACAUGCGCACUGCGAUGGCCAGCGUGUCGUCCCGGCACUUGGAGGAAGCGCUGAAUAUGCCGUUCCCGAAAAAGCACAUGGACGCGGAAAAGCCGCAUGUAAUUGCGGCGCGCAUCAAGGGAUUUGAAGCCUUUGUCGGCCACCUCUUGGCGCUCUACACGGACGUCCGGGCGUCGGGUGCCACCGCCAUGGAGGAGGCGCUCGCCACGUUUCUCGCCGUGCCCGAGGACGUGCGGCGCGUGGUUUUUGAGCCCGCGCCAACGUCGCUUGUGUGCGACGACGAUUGCACGAUCUGCCUCGAUGCGUUCGAGCACGAGGACUUGGAGGUGGCGGGGGCGAUCUUGAAGCUGCCCUGUGGCCACUGCUUUCACCGCGACUGCCUCCACGACUGGUGCAACCGCGCAAUGACAUGCCCUGUCUGCCGCGGCCCGAUCACGCAGAUCACGGCCUUGUACGGGCCCCACAGCGACUAG
Messenger RNA from Saprolegnia parasitica CBS 223.65, 781 nucleotides. RefSeq lists its product as hypothetical. The record is from RefSeq and is a predicted model, not a curated record. Gene Ontology annotation, biological process: ubiquitin-dependent protein catabolic process. Bases 53 to 781 code for a protein of 242 amino acids. The transcript has 2 exons. Gene Ontology annotation, molecular function: zinc ion binding; ubiquitin protein ligase activity; phosphatidylinositol binding. Gene Ontology annotation, cellular component: cytoplasm. Lineage: Eukaryota; Oomycota; Saprolegniomycetes; Saprolegniales; Saprolegniaceae.